Molecule: messenger RNA, 1819 nt
Organism: Vitis riparia (riverbank grape)
Lineage: Eukaryota; Viridiplantae; Streptophyta; Magnoliopsida; Vitales; Vitaceae
Product: cytochrome P450 71A3-like
Exons: 2
Coding region: 207-1748 (513 amino acids)
Molecular function (GO): oxidoreductase activity, acting on paired donors, with incorporation or reduction of molecular oxygen; heme binding; monooxygenase activity
Source: RefSeq, a predicted model, not a curated record
AGGAGUCUCUUUGAUACCAGUUAUUCAUGGUAAUAGUUUUGAGUGACUUUGUUUUAGAUCUUUCAACUUUUGGUAAAAGGUUUUGCACAAGCUGAUCAACUUUAGUGGACAUGGAUACGUGUUUCGGUAGCUUCCUGCUGCAUAUAAACCAAGGAAGAUCCCAGAACUUGCGAUAGAACGCACGCAUUUAGAUACACAAAAAGAAAAUGGGAAGCUUUCUAGAUCUUCUGUACAAGGAAAACGCGUCGUUCUCUCUGCUACUUCUCCCCUUUUUCGUCUUCAUAUACUUCCUCAUCAAAUGGCUCUAUCCUACCACUCCUGCAGUCACCACAAAGAGGCUACCUCCUUCCCCACCAAAGCUCCCAAUCAUUGGAAACCUCCACCAACUAGGCUUGCUCCCUCACCGCUCUCUCUGGGCCUUGGCUCAGCGCCAUGGCCCCAUUAUGCUACUCCAUUUUGGCAAAGUUCCAGUGGUCAUCGUCUCAGCUGCAGACGCUACAAGAGAGAUCAUGAAGACCAAUGAUGUCAUCUUUUCAAACAGGCCUAAAUCAAGCAUCUUUGCGAAACUUCUCUAUGAUUACAAGGACGUUUCCAUGGCCCCCUAUGGAGAGUACUGGAGACAGAUGAGGAGUAUCUGUGUACUCCACCUUCUCAGCAACAGAAGGGUUCAGUCCUUCCGAGGAGUCCGAGAAGAAGAGACAGCCCUUCUGAUGGAGAAGAUAUCUUCCUCUUCUUCCUCCUCCACCCCAAUUGAUUUGAGCAAAAUGUUUCAGUCCCUAACAAAUGAUCUUAUAUGCAGAGUUGCCCUAGGAAGAAAAUACAGCGGAGAUGAAACUGGAAGAAAAUAUAGAGAACUGCUGAAGGAGUUUGUGGGGUUGCUGGGUGGCUUCGAUGUUGCCGACUACAUUCCAUGGCUGUCAUGGGUGAACUUCAUCAAUGGUUUGGAUGCAAAAGUGGAGAAAGUUGCUAAAGAGUUCGAUAGAUUUCUUGAUGAAGUGGUGAAAGAGCACGUGGAGAGAAGGAAAAGAGGUGUAGAUGAGGAAGUGAAGGAUUUCGUGGACGUUUUGCUUGGCAUUCAGGAGGAUAAUGUCACAGGCGUUGCCAUAACUGGAGUUUGCAUCAAAGCUCUUACUCUGGACAUGUUUGCUGCUGGAAGUGACACUACAUACACAGUCUUGGAGUGGGCAAUGACAGAGCUCUUGAGGCACCCACAAGUCAUGAGGCAACUUCAGAAUGAGGUCAGAGGAAUUGCUCAAGGCAAACUCCUCAUAACUGAGGAUGACUUAGACAAAAUGCAAUAUUUGAAGGCAGUGAUCAAAGAGACUCUCAGACUACACCCUCCAAUCCCACUACUAAUUCCCAGAGAAUCCACCCGGGGCGCCAAAAUAAUGGGCUACGACAUUGAAGCAGGGACACGAGUCAUUACCAAUGCAUGGGCAAUUGGGAGAAACCCACUGUUGUGGGAUGAGGCUGAGGAGUUUCGGCCAGAAAGGUUCUUGAAUUCUUCUAUAGAUUUCACAGGGAAAUACUUUGAGUUGAUCCCAUUUGGAGCUGGCCGGAGAGGUUGCCCAGGAACUCUGUUCGCGGCAAUGGCAAUUGAGGUUGUGUUACCAAAUCUUGUUCAUCGGUUUGAUUGGGAAGUGGGUGGUGGAGGUAGAAGGGAGGAUUUGGAUAUGACUGAAUGCACUGGUCUGACCAUUCAUAGAAAAGUUCCACUUCUUGCAGUUGCAACUCCAUGGCCUAGCUGAGUGUGUGGAUACCUUUCAUUUUGUUGUAUUAUCGUCCUAUUUCAGAUAAAUAAUAAUAAAUAUUCUUUUAA